Molecule: messenger RNA, 1849 nt
Organism: Stylophora pistillata
Lineage: Eukaryota; Metazoa; Cnidaria; Anthozoa; Scleractinia; Pocilloporidae
Product: alpha-1A adrenergic receptor-like
Biological process (GO): G protein-coupled receptor signaling pathway
Cellular component (GO): plasma membrane
Molecular function (GO): G protein-coupled receptor activity
Source: RefSeq, a predicted model, not a curated record
GGCUCUAAUUGUCUCUCUUCAGAAGCAUUGUUUUGGUUGGCGAGAAUUUCGUAAAAAUAUCACCGUACAGCACCCUACAAUCAAUAAGGGCGAUCUUUCAUAAAAGCUAUAGCAAUAUUAUUGUUUGGAUGUGGAAAAGUGGGCAGCUAUCUGGUGAUUAUUCUAUUUCAAGCCUGAGAAUCUGCUCACUCGCUGAAAGCUGUGGAUAACAAGAGCAGAAACCGAAUUUUCACUCUUGGAUCAAGACGACACUUUAGGUCAGGAGCCAUUUAGGGUUAACACGCAUAAAAAGAAGAAGUGAGGUGAACGGUUAAGCAAUAAGUAUGAAUAAUUCAAGUGACAGCGCCACCGAAACUCCUUUGCUAUUUGUCACAGAACCGAGCAAUAUUGCUAGCGCAGUUGCUGUGGGUCUCGUGAUAGUACUUACCAUAUUUGGCAAUGCAAUCGUAUGUGCAAGCUUCUAUACAUUCCGAGACCUUCGAACAAUAUGUAACUAUUUUGUCCUAAGUCUCGCAAUAUCUGAUGUACUAGUGGCAAUAUUGGGGAUGCCAUUUUGGUUAGUAUUGCAGCUUACUGAUUUAUCAAAACAAACCGUCAUUCAGGGAGAUCUUUAUCUCUUCUGGCAAUGCAUGGAUAUUUUCUUCGGCACAGCAUCCAUAAUGAACUUGGCAGCGGUUAGUGCUGAUAGACAUGUGGCAAUUACUGCUCCAUAUUCAUAUCCUCAUAUAAUGACAUCACGAAGAGCAUUGAUUAUUUUGUGUGGUGCAUGGAUUUACGCCGUAGUAGUGUCUAGUCUGCGACUCCUGGAUAAAAACUGGAUAAAAACUGGUGGAUAUCAAUAUAUGGUGUUCAUAGCGAGCUUUGCACUUCCGUUGUUGUUCAUGAUAGCGAUGUAUGCUAGAAUUUAUGUUGUUGCUAGGCGCCAAGCUCGUCGAAUCGGUCGUAACAGGAACUACACUACAGACGUGAAAGCCGCGAAAACAAUAGCGGUGGUGAUUGGUGCGUUCGUUUUCUGUUGGGCGCCUUUCUUUGUAUCAGUCAUUGGCUACAUCAAAAACAAUAACUUUUAUCCUUUGGAUGUUUACAAGUGCGCCAAAUGGUUGGAAUAUGUAAACAGCUGUUUGAAUCCUAUAUUAUAUACUUGUUUAAACAAAACAUAUCGUCGGGCCUUCAGGAGACUUUUUACUCGAUGGCGAGGACGGCUGGAAAGAACUCGUGAAGAGUCACUCACGACUAUAGGAACCUUAUCAAGGAGGCUCACCUUGCCUAGGGGAUCCAUUUUUGCCACUCAAGGAGAUACGUUUUCCAGCUCGUCCUCAAGGGAGCUUACUAAUGGUGAAUUAAAAAGGAAGCUUAGCAGAAAAAGCAGCGUUAAAAGAAAAACAGAAAACCCUCCUGUUACGUUCAUAUAACAUCUCUCCUCUUCCAGGGAUGGCUGGAAAUGGAGAGGGUAAUUUACUUCUCUAUUACAGUUAUAAACCUUGAAUUAGAAGCUUGCAGAAAAGGCGAACAAUCUAACAUUACAAAAAGAAACUGAAUAAAGAGUAAGAAAAAAGGAAAAGGAGUAAACACAAGAAUCUGAAUCUGUCAGUAUUCAGUGUUGUCGUUCGCAGGCUGUACAGCCGACAUCGCCAAUAAGGUCCUCGUUCGUCACGGAGCACCAAUGGAAAGUUAUAGUUGUCAGUGAUUCGCAUUGAUUCUUGUUGUAGUUUAUGGCGACUGACCAUGAGUCUUUAUGAUUUGGUUAUCCAAAUCGAUACUUUAUUUUCGGAAAUGCUUUUUAUGUGACUGUGACCGUAAGUUUGGGUAAAGGAAUUGUAGUGAAAUGUUGAAUAAAACACAUUCAAGA